Messenger RNA from Physella acuta, 625 nucleotides. RefSeq lists its product as uncharacterized. Gene Ontology annotation, biological process: cell adhesion. NCBI's taxonomy places the organism in Eukaryota, Metazoa, Mollusca, Gastropoda, Physidae. The record is from RefSeq and is a predicted model, not a curated record. Gene Ontology annotation, molecular function: carbohydrate binding.
AGUUGCUCGACUUACAGAUCUAGUCCUAUCAUUGCUAGCGACAACUAACUGUGGGUACCGCACUAGUGAGACCAUGAAGACGAGGGCCCUACUGCAAGUCUGUGUGACGUCAGCACUGAUGGCUCUGACGCUGGGAGCUGUUGACGUCAACACGAAGAUCUACGACAUCCACCAGCUGAUGAGAGCAGUGGACCAGCAGUUGGUUGAUUUAUCAAAGCGUACAUGUCAAACCGGAACUGGCUACGUGGAGUUGUGUCCCCUGAAGGACGCCUACUUCUACGACGUGUUGUACUGUCUGCUGGCUCCACUCAAGGGCAAAACUUACCCCAAGACAGUAGAGAUCAAGUUCGCCUCCCCCUUCAUCACCACGCCCACGGCUGUCGUGUUUACAUCCGGGCUCUCCUGGGCCGUGGGGGGCGGGUACCGCCUGGAUGUGGCCGGCGUGACACCCACGGGGAUGACGGUGAAGGUGGACACGGACGUGCUGCUGGCCGUGGGAUCCGUGCAGUUCAACUAUAUAGCCUGCGACACGGAGCUACCGUCCGACCACACCGACCACGGGGCUGGCGUGGAGUAACUCGAUCACGCCGUCACGUUUAUGUCGCGAUUAUGUCACGUUUAGUUC